This is a messenger RNA of Penicillium oxalicum, 2166 nucleotides long. RefSeq lists its product as uncharacterized. Bases 1 to 2166 code for a protein of 721 amino acids. The transcript has 3 exons. NCBI's taxonomy places the organism in Eukaryota, Fungi, Ascomycota, Eurotiomycetes, Eurotiales, Aspergillaceae. The record is from RefSeq and is a predicted model, not a curated record. Gene Ontology annotation, biological process: proteasome-mediated ubiquitin-dependent protein catabolic process. Gene Ontology annotation, molecular function: protein binding; protein-macromolecule adaptor activity. Gene Ontology annotation, cellular component: nucleus.
AUGGUUGGGCUCUCUGGUCUUCCUGAGCCACCGCGAUCAGAACCUAUCCGACCUCCCCCAUCCCAAGAGAUACCUUCCUCCCCGCCUUCUGUCGCAUCCGAAACUGCUGGUGGGCGCCGACAGCGAAAGCCACCGACGGUCACGCCGCGAUCCUUUCGGCGCUUCUUUACGCCACGAUCUUUACUGAAUAGUGGCAAUGCCAGCGGUGUGAAAACGAAUCGGCAAGCCUUGAGAGCCCUCAACUCGCCCGCUGUCAAUCGUCUGGGUCCAGCCUUUACUAGGUCCUCGAAGACAACCAGCCCCCAGACCUUUACCCAUGGCUUACCGGAAGAUUUCCCUCGUACUCCGAGUCGGAAAAGGAAAAACUCAUUCUCUUCGGUUGUGUCACCUCUGCAGUCGUCGCCAUUGAAAAAGGUUCGGAUGCGUUCGCCAGUGUGCGACGACGUACAGCAAAGAGCCGUCCUCGGUGACAUUGAUAUCACGGCUGUGAUCAUUCGAGGCCGUGAUUUAUCACCACCCAGUCCGCCCAAACGUCGACCAGUGUCGCCUGUCAGCCGAUCCAGGGUGCUGCAAACCUCAGGUUCCCUGUUCAUGCGAACUCUUCAAGGUUCGCGCGCCAAUCGCACGACAACUAGAGCAACAGUCGGAGCAGGCUGGCAAGACCUCACCUCGAACUUCCAUUCGCGCCCCGAAGACCGCCAUUCCUGCUCAAGCUACGCUAACGAAGGGCAACUGGCACUGCCAUUCUGUAAUGCAUCUUGUAACACGAAUUCUUUGGUCGCUGUUGGUGAUGAAGAAGGUGGCAUUCGUCUGUUAGACUCGUCUAAAGAAGACGAGCGAGGCUUUUCCAGCGCAUAUCUCGGAUUUCGUCCCCACCUGAAUUCUAUUAUGGAUCUUGAAUUCUCGUCGGACGAUCUCUUGUUGGCUACCGCUUCCGGGGACCAAACGUCCUUGAUCAUCGACAUGACCACUCAGCGACCUAUCCACUGCUUGAACAACCAUGCUUCCUCAGUUAAGCGAGUUCAAUUCCAGCCGGCUUCCAACAAUAAGGUCCUGGCAACAUGCAGCCGUGAUGGAAAUGUGAGCAUCUGGGAUCUCCGAUGUAAGGGUAUCGAGCGUCCAUCAUUGCAGGUUAGAUGCUCAAUGGAAUCCGAAUCCGAAUCUGCCCACACCUCAGGGACCGCCAGGAUGACAUACCCUCAAGUCCUCAACACCAUACACGGUGCACAUGCGUACAGUACACCCCAAAAGGCCGUUUCAGAAAAGGUGGACGUGCCUCCGUUCGGUCGUUUCGACAUUACCGUGACUUCGCUAGCGUUUCUUCCCCCGGGUCAAGAAAACCUUUUUGUCACCGCAUCUGAAGCAAGCGCUAGCGUACGCCUUUGGGAUCUGCGCACAGCACACAACAAUCGGCGAGGUCGGCCCGUUCUGCCUCUCUCUACCUCUCGUGAGCCUGAUAGUCACGUCAAGUACCGGCGAUUCGGAUUGACGUCCAUGGCUUUCGGUGGAGAUGGCGCCCGAUUAUACACCCUUUGUCGAGAUGGAACCGUGUACACAUACUCAACCUCUCACUUAGUUCUUGGGCACGCGCCUGAGCUGUCGUUGAAUCAUGCGCAUCCCCGACGAUCCGGGGGCUCUGACAAAGAGGGGUUGGGCCCCUUGUAUGGAUUCCGCCAUCCGCGUCUUCAAGUGUCAACGUUCUAUGUGAAGCUUGCGGUGCGCAAGGCUUCCCACGACCGCCCAGAGAUUCUAGCCGUUGGUAGUAGCGAUCAGUGCCCGAUCCUGUUCCCUACGGAUGAAAGAUUCCUACAAUCACCAGUGCAAUCAUAUCCAACCGACCUACCCCCCACGCGGACAUCACUUUUCACGACUCGCUCUGGUCUCCGCCGUUCCAACUCGGGUGUUGGUCUUUCAGGGAGACUUGAGCACACAAUUCCUAUCUACGAAUCAGGCACCCCUCUUGUUGAAGGCCAUCAGAAAGAAGUUACGGGGAUGUCUUGGACUGUGGACGGAGAGCUCAUCACUGUCAGCGACGACUACUCUGCUCGUUGCUGGCGUGAAGGGCCUGAAGCUCGCGAGCUUCGACGGCAAGGCCACAAGGAUGGCCGAGAUUGGCAAUGCGGAUGGGCCGCCACAAAGGACUCAUAUGAUGAUGAAGACGAAUGA